Messenger RNA from Triticum turgidum subsp. durum (durum wheat), 1167 nucleotides. NCBI's taxonomy places the organism in Eukaryota, Viridiplantae, Streptophyta, Magnoliopsida, Poales, Poaceae. The record is from the annotation of a GenBank genome assembly.
AUGCACGCGCCGGCGAGGAAGGGAGGGGGCCGCGGCCCGGUUGCGGCGGCGUUGCUGCUGCUGGCGGCCGGGGUGUUGGCGUUUCUGAUCUCGUACAGCGUGCUCGCCAUGGUGCUGCGAGGCGGCGGCGGUGGCAACGGAGGAGGAGGAACCGCGGGGGUCAGGGACCCGGUGGUGCGGAUGCCGGAGUGGAUGCGGGCGGCGGGCGGCGCGAGGGGCCGGAGGCGGCCGUUCCACGUGGCGCUCACGGCCACGGACUCCCCCUACAGCAGGUGGCAGUGCCGGGUCAUGUACUUCUGGUACAAGCGGAUGCAGGCGCGGCCGGAGGGCGCCGACAUGGGCGGCUUCACCCGCGUGCUGCACUCGGGGAAGCCCGACGGCCUCAUGGACGAGAUCCCCACAUUCGUCGUCAACCCCCUCCCCGCCGGCAAGGACCGUGGCUAUAUCGUCCUAAACAGGCCAUGGGCAUUUGUACAAUGGCUGCAGCAGGCAAAGAUUGAAGAAGAGUACAUACUGAUGGCAGAACCAGAUCAUAUAUUUGUGAAACCUUUACCAAAUUUAGCUUUUGACAAUGAUCCAGCAGCAUUCCCCUUCUUUUACAUCACACCAUCCGAACAUGAAAAAAUUAUCAGGAAAUACUAUCCUGAAGAAAGGGGUCCAAUCACAAAUGUUGACCCUAUCGGGAAUUCCCCUGUAAUAAUUAAGAAGACACUGCUUGAGAAGAUUGCUCCCACAUGGAUGAAUGUAUCACUACAAAUGAAAGAGGAUCAAGAGACUGAUAAGGCUUUUGGAUGGGUUUUGGAAAUGUAUGCAUAUGCUGUUGCCAGUGCAUUGCAUGGGGUUCAACAUAUCCUUCGUAAAGAUUUCAUGAUCCAGCCACCAUUUGAUAAGAAGCUCGACAAUACAUUUAUUAUCCACUUCACCUAUGGAUGUGACUAUACACUCAAGGGCGUACUGACAUAUGGAAAAAUUGGUGAGUGGAGAUUCGACAAGAGAUCAUACCAAGAUAGGCCACCGCCAAGAAAUCUUACAUUGCCCCCUCCAGGAGUGCCAGAAAGCGUGGUCUUGGCAUACAUCAGCUGUGCUUGGGAUCGGAAGCUGGUUACACUGGUAAAAAGGGUCAAUGAAGCUACCGCAAACCUUCCUAGGUGGGAUGAUGGAUUAUAA